Messenger RNA from Hibiscus syriacus, 1788 nucleotides. RefSeq names its product serine/threonine-protein kinase BSK5-like. The record is from RefSeq and is a predicted model, not a curated record. The transcript is spliced from 10 exons. Lineage: Eukaryota; Viridiplantae; Streptophyta; Magnoliopsida; Malvales; Malvaceae. Gene Ontology annotation, biological process: brassinosteroid mediated signaling pathway; protein phosphorylation. The coding region runs from base 191 to 1657 and encodes 488 amino acids. Gene Ontology annotation, molecular function: protein binding; protein kinase activity; ATP binding.
CUUUUUUUGUUUACUUAUCUUCUCUUACUUUCUCGCUGCCCAAACGCCCCCCUCUUUUCAGUUUAGCACUAGCAGUAGUAUUUCUAUUUCAUUCCUCAAAUUCCGUUGCCAACAUCAAAAGUAGAGAAGAAUAGGAAAACUAACUUCCGUUUCUCUGUGUUAGUUUAAAUUUAAGGUUUAAGUUAAGCCAAUGGGAGCUCGUUGCUCCAAUCUAUCACUUUGCUGGGGCUCGUCAAAUCUCAAGUCAAACAUCAAGGACUCAUCCGAUCUCGAGAAUGGGAAGGAACCGUUACCUGGAUUCAUCGAGUACAGCUUGGACCAAUUAAGAGCCGCUACUGCCGGAUUCAGUACGGACAACAUUGUAUCGGAGCAUGGAGAGAAAGCUCCCAAUGUCGUUUACCGAGGGAAGCUCGACAACGAGGAUCGUUUGGUUGCCAUUAAACGAUUCAAUAGAUCGGCUUGGCCUGAUCCUCGACAGUUCCUUGAAGAAGCAAGGGCAGUUGGCCAAUUAAGAAGUGAGCGGCUGGCGAAUCUGAUUGGUUGUUGCUGUGAAGGGAAUGAAAGAUUGUUAGUUGCUGAGUUUAUGCCUAAUGAAACUCUCUCUAAGCAUCUUUUUCACUGGGAAAAUCAGCAUAUGAAAUGGGCAAUGAGAUUGAGAGUGGCUUUAUAUCUAGCUGAAGCGCUCGAAUAUUGCAGUUCUAAAGAAAGGGCAUUAUACCAUGACCUUAAUGCUUAUAGAAUCUUGUUUGAUCAGGACGGUAAUCCCAGGCUUUCGAGUUUUGGCCUCAUGAAGAAUAGCAGAGAUGGAAAAAGUUAUAGUACAAACUUGGCUUUCACCCCUCCAGAGUACCUAAGGACGGGAAGGGUUAUACCAGAGAGUGUGGUUUACAGUUUUGGCACCCUAUUGCUUGAUCUUCUCAGCGGCAAGCAUAUACCUCCAAGCCAUGCACUUGACCUUAUACGUGCUAAAAACUUUCCAAUGCUAAUGGACUCAUGUCUGGAGGGUCAAUUUUCAAAUGACGAUGGAACUGAAUUAGUGCGGUUAGCCUCUCGCUGUUUGCAGUAUGAAGCUCGUGAGAGGCCAGAUGUGAAAUCUCUUGUAACUGGUCUUACUCCGCUACAGAAGGAAACUGUGGUUCCAUCACAUGUUUUGCUGGGCAUUUCACAUGAAGCGGCAUCCUCAGAGCAGACAAUUUUACUAUCACCUCUGGGAGAAGCAUGCUCAAGAAUGGAUCUUACUGCAAUACAUGAAAUACUAGAGAAGAUCGGAUACAAGGAUGAUGAGGGGAUUGCAAAUGAUCUUUCUUUCCAAAUGUGGACAGAUCAAAUACAGGAGACCCUUAAUUCAAAAAAACGUGGAGAUGCUUCUUUCCGAGCAAAGGACUUUGGUACAUCCAUUGAAUGUUACACUCAUUUCAUUGAUAGCGGGACAGUGGUAUCGCCGACUGUGUUUGCGAGGCGCUGCUUGUGCUACUUGAUGAAUGGCAUGACACAAGAGGCCCUUGGAGACGCCAUGCAAGCGCAGGUAAUAUCUCCCGACUGGCCGACAGCAUUUUAUCUCCAAGCUGCUGCUCUGUUCAGCCUUGGUAUGGACAAUGAUGCUAAGGAAACCCUAAAAGAUGGCGCAAACUUGGAAGCAAAAAAACAUAGUAGCUGAAAGUGUAUAGGUCCUUUCCCCCCAUUCACUUUCAAAUAUCCCUCGUAUCUUCGUGUCUUAUGGCACCCUUUUGCAUUGUUUAAUGAUUGAUCAAAGAUUAGUGUGAUGUAAUCAAGAUUAUUUGCAUUUAA